Messenger RNA from Hevea brasiliensis (rubber tree), 1881 nucleotides. RefSeq names its product UDP-glucuronic acid decarboxylase 2. Bases 167 to 1501 code for a protein of 444 amino acids. The record is from RefSeq and is a predicted model, not a curated record. NCBI's taxonomy places the organism in Eukaryota, Viridiplantae, Streptophyta, Magnoliopsida, Malpighiales, Euphorbiaceae. Gene Ontology annotation, biological process: D-xylose metabolic process. Gene Ontology annotation, cellular component: cytoplasm. The transcript has 6 exons. Gene Ontology annotation, molecular function: NAD+ binding; UDP-glucuronate decarboxylase activity.
CUUUCACUCGAACGCCAAACCGCUACGAGUUCAUAGCCGGGGACUGUGUUUCUGGCGAGCGAGUCCUCUUGAAUCGAUCUAGACAAACCACAAAAGAGAAACGAAGACUUCGCACAUUGAGAUUGAAAGAAAUUCUGUUCUUCAUCUCAGAAUUUUAGUCGAGAAGAUGCUGUCGGAGUUGAUAUUUAGAGGCCACGACGAAACCCAGCAUACGACUGACUCCUACUCGCCGAAGCCGUCCAAGCGAUGGCUUUCCAUCACUCGCCCGAUUCGCUACAUGCUUCGUGAACAACGUCUCGUCUUUGUCCUCGUCGGCAUUGUUAUGGCCACCCUUUUCUUUACCGUCCUUCCUUCCUCUUCCAGAGCCCCAUAUGUGCAGCAUCACAAACAGAAGCCGAUCUCUGAUUCGCUGGCUCACUUCUCUCAUGAGUCGGUGCCAGCGAGAUACAAAUUCUACGAACCUCAUGGGGCCGGGUUCGGGUCAGUAAAUUCGGGCGGGAAGAUCCCGCUGGGGCUAAAACGGAAGGGUUUGAGAAUAGUGGUGACCGGUGGGGCUGGGUUCGUUGGGUCACACUUGGUGGACCGUUUGAUCGAAAGAGGUGACAGCGUGAUCGUGGUGGACAAUUUCUUCACAGGAAGGAAAGAGAACGUGAUGCACCACUUCAAAAACCCGAGAUUUGAGCUCAUAAGGCACGACGUCGUAGAGCCCCUGUUGCUGGAAGUGGACCAGAUCUAUCACCUUGCUUGCCCGGCAUCGCCCGUGCAUUACAAGCACAACCCGGUCAAGACCAUAAAGACCAAUGUGGUGGGGACAUUGAACAUGCUAGGGUUGGCGAAGAGGGUCGGUGCGAGGUUUCUGCUCACCAGCACCAGCGAGGUCUACGGUGAUCCUCUCCAGCACCCGCAGGUCGAGACUUACUGGGGCAACGUCAAUCCCAUCGGUGUCCGAAGUUGUUACGACGAGGGAAAGAGGACGGCUGAGACGUUAACAAUGGAUUACCACAGGGGAGCAGGCGUCGAGGUCAGGAUUGCAAGAAUUUUCAAUACCUAUGGUCCCCGAAUGUGCAUCGACGACGGCCGUGUUGUUAGUAAUUUUGUUGCUCAGGCAUUAAGGAAGGAGCCCUUGACUGUUUAUGGUGAUGGGAAGCAGACAAGGAGUUUCCAAUAUGUUUCUGAUUUGGUUGAAGGUCUGAUGCGCCUUAUGGAAGGGGAACAUGUGGGACCUUUCAAUCUUGGUAAUCCUGGUGAAUUCACCAUGCUUGAGCUUGCUCAGGUGGUCCAAGAAACCAUAGACCCAAAUGCAAAGAUAGAGUUCAGGCCUAACACAGAAGAUGACCCACACAAGAGGAAGCCUGAUAUUACAAAGGCAAAAGAUCUGCUUGGUUGGGAGCCGAAGGUAUCCCUUCGGAAGGGUCUGCCACUAAUGGUCUCAGAUUUCCAGCAACGCAUCUUUGGUGACCACAAGGAAGAUAGCACCACCAGCAUUGUGUCAACAGCUUAAAUUGGCACUUUUUUUCUUGAGCAGCGGCAGCAAUAUAAUUAUUUGGUGGAUAACCAACUUAUCGUUGCCUUCAUCAUACGGUUACGCGGCAACAACAGUGGCAGCAAAGAAGUCCGUUAUUCUAUGAGGAAUGAACUUGGAGGUGUUCCUUUCGCAUUUAUUUCACAGUCAGCUUCAUAAUCUCCAUGUCUUUUUUUUUUUUUCGCUUGUAAUUUCUCUUUGAAGGAUAUUAGACAGCCAGCAGCCUUGCAAUUAAAGUCACUUUAAACUUUGAAGCAAUUGAUAUAUGUAGCAGCAUCAGCAACGGCUUCCAUUGUAUUAGUUUUGUUACAUUUACGACGCUCAUCUUCAUAUAUAAAACAGAAUCUUCCGUUCUUCAA